AUGGGAAAAAUCCAAGAAACGCUUCGAGAUGUCUCCUGGAAAUUUAUUCCAGGAAAACAAAACCCCGCUGACUGCGCUUCAAGAGGUAUACCUACGCUAAAACUGAAACAACACGCUCUCUGGUGGCAUGGACUAACUUGGCUUCAUGAACCAGAAUCCUCUUGGCCCACUCUGGAGCCUCCAACCGACAACGCAACGCAUCGAGAAGAACGCCAAGGUCUGACACUAGUAACUUGGAAAGCAGAAAAUUGCCUGCUCCAACAAUUACUGUCGCAUUACACGCAGCUGUUUCCACUGCUACGGAAGCUUAGCAUCUGGCAUCGUGCCAUCGACCGCUUUAAAAGAGUUCCACAAUCUUCGCUGGCCUACCCGCUUACUCCAUCAGACCUGGAGCGCGCUAAAUUGACCUUGAUUAAGUUCACUCAAGGACAAUACUUCGCUAGAGAGAUUCACACGCUACAAGAUGGUGAUGGGGUCCUGAGAGUCGGUGGCCGCUUGAAAAACGCAUUGCUGGACCCAGAAGAGAGGCAUCCAGCGAUUCUACCGCGACAAUCACCGCUUACAUCAAUUUUGAUUGAUGAUUCGCACCGCAAAACGCUUCACGGAGGUACUCAGCUUACGCUCGCUGACUUACGCAAGAGUGUCUGGAUCAUUGGAGGCCGUGUUCCAGCCAGAUCAUUUAUUUUACGCUGCGUUAUCUGCACGAGACACCGUGGAGAACGCGCUCAACAGUUGAUGGGUCAACUACCCGCCGCACGAGUACAGCCAACUCGAGCCUUUUUGCAUACAGGACUCGACUACGCUGGACCUAUCACGCUGAAAACGUUUCAAGGACGUGGAGCAAAAACAUACAAAGGCUGGAUUGCAGUCUUUGUAUGCAUGUUCAGUUCAGCUGUACAUUUAGAGCUAGUAACUGACUACACCGCUGCCGCUUUCAUCGCCGCUUAUCGCCACUUCACUAGUCGCCGAGGUAUCUGCCACACGCUAUAUUCAGACUGUGAAACCAAUUUUGUAGGAGCAGAUAAAGAGCUGAAACGACUAUUCGCUGCAGGAUCCCGCACAUUACGAGAAUUAUCAACCUUGAUCGCUCAAGAUGGCACGAACUGGAAAUUCAAUCCGCCUGGAGCUCCACAUUUUGGAGGAAAAUGGGAAGCCGCUGUGAAAUCUAUCAAAUUUCACCUUCGACGAACAAUCGGAGACUCGCUGUUGACGCUUGAGCAAUAUUCAACGCUACUGGCUCAAAUUGAAGCCAUAUUGAAUUCCAGACCGCUCACACCGCUGAAUGAAGAUCCUGCUGACCUGGCUGUACUGACUCCAGGUCACUUCUUAAUCGGACAGUCACUGACCGCUAUCCCAGAGCCAUCGCUGACAAAUUUACAACCUGCUCGGCUCUCGCACUGGGAACAAGUCCAGCAAAUGGUUCAACAUUUCUGGGAACGCUACUACCAGGACUGCAUCCACCGCUACCAGGCCAUUUCAAAGUGGCAUCAUCGACGCAACCAGAUCAAGGUGGGUUCAGUUGUACUGAUCACCACUGAGGAUCUCCCGCCAACCAAGUGGCCAUUAGCCAAAGUAAUUGCUGUCCAUCCAGGUGAAGAUGGACAAAUCCGCGUAGUAACUGUUAAGACAGUUAACACAGAGCUGGUACGUCCAAUUAUAAAGCUCUGUGUCCUGCCGCUAACGCAUGAAGAAGAUGAUCUUGUCGACGCAGCCGCCAACCCGGGGGAGAAUGUUCGGUGA
Cotesia glomerata is the source of this 1740-nucleotide messenger RNA. RefSeq lists its product as uncharacterized. The coding region runs from base 1 to 1740 and encodes 579 amino acids. Gene Ontology annotation, biological process: DNA integration. Lineage: Eukaryota; Metazoa; Arthropoda; Insecta; Hymenoptera; Braconidae. Gene Ontology annotation, molecular function: nucleic acid binding. The record is from RefSeq and is a predicted model, not a curated record. The transcript is spliced from 2 exons.